CAUGCUGACCUAACUUUAACAUCUGGACCGUGAAACACCGGCUGGCUCUGUCAGAGUUUGCGCGCGUGCUGAGGACGCGCGCUCCCCUGUCAUAAUGUUUGACUUGCUUGCAUGUGUCAGCCAGCAGCUAGCUGCCGUUAGCUUGGCUAGCCUCGGAGAAGAAAGUGUGUUUGCGGUCGUUUUGACAGCUCGGCACGAAACCGAAAACAGACAGACGUCUUCUGGUCAUUCGGAGGCUUACACCGGCUCGCGGUUUUCGUGUUGACAACACAGUUUAUCCACAAUAAUGUAGAACGGAGACUAGAAAGAGCCAAGGUUAUCUAACCAGCCGCGCGGCUGUUUCGUUGUUUUUAAGAGACGUGACACCGAACUCCGUUUAAAAAAUAUUCGCAUUUAAAGAUGGUUUCCUCUUGCGCAGAUACAUAUUCACGCUAUAACCUUCACGUAUUAGUAGGAAAACUCGUUAAAUUCGGUCCGGCUAAAAUAUUAAAGUUCACGUAUGCAGCUACUCUUACCAAAACAACGUGUUAGCGGCGGGACCGUCACCAAACAGCUCAAUCUUUCCUGACAUUUGGACUGUUUUUCCGACACACAGUGCUGUUUGAUGGAUGUAUUCCAGGCCGAAAGUCUCUAAACAUCUAAUUAAGUCAUGAACAGUCAUAAGUUAUCCAUAUACUCCGUCUACAUACUUUCAGAAAGCAACGCCACUUAAAAUUUCCAUUUUUUUAAACGAGCUUCUGUUUAAAAAAUCCAAAGCCAACAUAACAGCUGCAGCCUGCACGCAGCAUCAGCCAUCCUGUUGUUUUGAAGGUGGAGCAUCCCACUGGGUGCGCAGCGUGUCAUGGACGCAGUGAAGGAGAGUCACAAGAGCAGCCUGAGCUCGGGCAGAAUGGUGGCCCUGGCUGCGGGGCUGUCUGUCGGGGCCACAGUGGGCUACAUGGUCUAUCGUCACAUAAGCAGCACCAACAACACUCAGGAGCCCAGCCCUGAGGUGUCCAAGAUGACGCUUCCUGUAGAGGUUUAUAGGAACAUAUCCAGGUACCAAGCCAAGUUUUUGGACAUGGUGACCCAGAAGUCUGGAGCUCACGUCAGGGUUCUGUCAGAUUCAGGGGAGCCUGCGUGUAAGACGGCUGUGUGUUUCCUGCUGCAGGGCUCUAAGGAGCAGAUCCUGCUGGCCCGCUGCGUCCUGGAGAACCUGGUCACUGACUGUGAACCAGUGACUGAGGCUUUGGAGGUUCCUCAGACCGCAUUUGGACGUAUAAUAGGCCGUGGUGGAGAGAGUUUGAAACUGAUCACCAGGACCACAGGAGCCAAAGUGGCUUGUUCGAAAGAGAAGACGCACGGUCCCGGUGCAAAGGGCAACGUGACGAUCACGGGGACCAGACAGGAAGUGCAACAGGCCAAGGAGCUGAUUGUAGAAAAAGUCAGAGAGGACACAAUGGUGAGGACGAAGAUCUCCCAGUCAUCUGCCCUGCGGCAGAAACGAGGCCACACUGCUGCGGUUCAGAGGCCGGACAGCACAGAGACUGAAGCACCGGUGGGCUUAAACAACAACAGUCUGCACUCUCAGGUGGAGAAAAACAGGCUGAUCCAUGCCAACGGAACCACAGGAGAACCCAAAGAUGUUUUUGACAAGAUGGAAGAGCUGAAGCUCAACACAGACAACAACAAGGAGGAGGACAGUGUCUCCACUGACUCUCUGUCUGAAAUCUCCAAGUUUGAAAUUCCCAGCCCAGACCUGAGCUUCCAGCCCGACGAACAUCUCGAGGUUUAUGUUUCUGCCUACGAGAACCCAAACCACUUCUGGAUCCAGAUCCUGGGCGUGCGCUCCCUGCAGCUGGACAAACUGACCGAGGAGAUGAACCGCUUCUACAACAGCAGCAACCCCACUGAGCAGAGGGUGGAGACCAUCGUGGUGGGGGACAUUGUGGCUGCUCCAUACAAAGACCACGGCACAUGGAACAGGGCCAGGGUGCUGGGAGUGCUGAGCUCCGGACUGGUUGACCUUUACUACGUGGACUUUGGAGACAACGGGGAGCUGCCCAGAGACGGCCUGUGCCGCAUGAGGAGCGACUUCCUCAGCUUGCCAUUCCAAGCUAUUGAGUGCAACUUAGCAGGAGUGAGACCAAAAGAGGAGGUGUGGACCGAGGGCGCUCUGGACGAGUUUGAGCGGCUGACACACUGCGCCUCCUGGAGACCCCUGCAGGCCAAACUCUGCAGCUACUCUCACUCUGAGAUCUCCUCCUGGCCCAGCGUCAAGCUCUAUGACAACAGUGACGGCAAGACCGUAGAUAUCGGCGAGGAGCUCAUACGGCGGGACCACGCAGUCAGUUUCCAGGAAGUGGCGAAUGGGAAGACGGAUCGGGACAACCUUGGCUGUCUGCAGAGGAUGCUGGAUGACGUGAUCGGAGCCUCGUCAGAGCUCAGCCUCUCCUGUAUCAGCCUAUCGGGCUCUCGGCAACAAUGUGAAGAUCAUCCGUCUGAGCAGGCAUCAUCUGCGUCCUCUCCAUGUUACCCACAUAUCCUGAGAUCCACGCAGCUACACACUGUCAGUCCCUCAUCUACAUUCACGCACAGCUUUGCCCACUCAAGUCCAGCCAAGAUGAUUCACAUGGUUCAGUCAUCGCCUACACAAACCCACGCCACCAGUCGUGCUCAUUCUCACAUCUCUGUGCCAGCGCUCACAAACUCACAACUUCCUUUUCCCUCCUCUGCUUCCUACCCGGGGAGUCCUUUGUGCAUUCGGGAGUUAAGCAGUGAUGAGAUGAUCGAGAAAGGAAGUGCCUAUGAAGGAGAGACGGACCAUGAAAUGUCCACAGAGAGCUUCUACUCCUGUCAGAGCUCGAGCACAGAGGACGACAGUGUGGCAUGGAGCUGCAUCAGCACAACCUCCACAUCUGCCCACUGUGACACAAGCCAGGACUCCAGCCACAGCGAGGAGUAUGGAGAGAAUGUUUGGCAACAAGGAGAUGAAGAGGAUAAAGGAAGAGAUAGCAGCGUCCUCGCUAACAGCACUGAUGUUAUUUACUGUGGAGACGAGGAACAGGAGCAGCUGGAAACAAGUAAUGGACAGGGUGGUGUAGAUAGUGACCUGAGUGGAGGUGGAAUUGAUGAGAAAAUACAUUUAGGGGGGGAAAUAUUGGAUAAAGUAAAAAUGAGAGUUGGUAGGACGCCUCACUCUGACAGGUUUCAGAUAAGAGCAGAAGAGGAACAUAAAUGUGGAAGUAACAGCUUCACAGACGACAAGCUGUCAGGACAGAGAGCAGACUUCAGCAUUAACCCAUGUCCAUAUACAACACAUGACACAGGCACAGAAGCUGCCUCAAUCUCAGGAAGUGUUGAUGAUGUCAUAGAGGACGAGCUGGUCUGACACCAAAGCAAGUACACGAAUAUUAAGCACUGACCAUCCGCUCCUCUGCAUCGGCUCAAACCAGAUAAAGAGGACGUUUCUCUCGUCUGACCCAAACUCAACCACGUGAACCCUCAUCGUGAAGCCUUACCUACUUGACAAGCGACAGUUCUUCCAGCCAUAUUCACUUUAUUGUUGUCACUUGGUCCAAAAUCAAUUCUUCUGUUUUGCCUUCAUGCUGUUGUGUUGCACCCGAUGCUGCUUUGCUUCCAUGUGUUGUUACUAUAUUUUCUGUUCAAGAAAUGAAGGUACAAAAACAGAAUGCCAGUAUUAUUUUUGAAAAGCACUGUGAUAUGAGUCACUGGAACCAGAAGGCAGCUGGCGAGCUAAUAACGUCUAGUUUCAAUACUUGUAUGUGUAUUAAGAUUUAAUGGCCUAUAUAUUGGGCUUCACGAGUUAUUCUAUUUUGGAAAAUAAACAUAAUAUUAUUGAAUGUGGUCCUCAGAUUGUGUUCAAAUGUGGAAUCUACUGUAUCGUUACCUAUGGACAGACGUGAGUGAUAGCCUGUCUUCAGAGGUGUAGUAGACUGCACUAUAUCAAAUAAAGGAUUUAUUUUAUGUCA
This is a messenger RNA of Larimichthys crocea (large yellow croaker), 3971 nucleotides long. It is a transcript of the gene tdrkh, whose product is annotated as tudor and KH domain containing. Gene Ontology annotation, biological process: spermatogenesis; P granule organization; piRNA processing. Gene Ontology annotation, molecular function: RNA binding. The record is from RefSeq and is a predicted model, not a curated record. Gene Ontology annotation, cellular component: P granule. The transcript is spliced from 15 exons. Lineage: Eukaryota; Metazoa; Chordata; Actinopteri; Sciaenidae. The coding region runs from base 842 to 3370 and encodes 842 amino acids.